AUGGGUGUGGUUUUCUACGAAAUGUGGCGUCAACCUUUCUUUACGGCCAUGGAGCGGGCCCAAGUGUUGGGCAAAAUGGCGUUGGGGCUCUCGUCGCCAGACAGAAUCAAGGAGGCGCAAGAGCUGCUUCCAGAGGCACCUCCAGAGGCAGCCAAGGUGCUGGCUUCCCUUUUAGCCACUGACCCUGGGGCCCGGAGCACCAAGAUGGACAGUUGGAGUUGGAGCCUGGAAAGGCUGAACCGUUCUGGUCUCCUACCUUCAGGGGCCUUUGAUCCGCAGGUGCAGCGAGUUCUGCAGGCGCUGGAGGAUCCAAGCUCGUCUGAGUCAGUAGCCUUGCUACAGGUGCUCUGCAGAGACAUCAGAGUAGCGGCGUAG
Molecule: messenger RNA, 375 nt
Organism: Cladocopium goreaui
Lineage: Eukaryota; Dinophyceae; Suessiales; Symbiodiniaceae
Source: the annotation of a GenBank genome assembly